AUGGCCCAAGAAGGAGCAGAAGCCCAGAAAGUCCAUGUCAAACCGGCCGAUGCUCAGUCCUUCGUGGAGGAAGUGCUCCAAGGCAACGGAGUUUCACCCGAAAAUGCAGCAAUCGUGGCUAAAUGCCUCGUGGCUGCAGACUUGAGAGGCAUUGAUACGCACGGAGUGAACCGGAUCCCAUCUUACAUGACCCGAGUACGGCAAGGUGCCCUGGAUGCGAAAGCCUCGCCAACCUGGAAGGAGAUCACUCCGGUCGUGGGACAAGUCGAUGCUCACAAUGGGUUCGGCUUUCUGGCGGCCGAUCUGGGGAUGGGUAAAGCCAUCGAAAUGGCUCGGACAUAUGGUAUUGGAAUGGUCAGCGUGAAGCAUAGCAACCAUUUUGGCAUGUCUGCUUGGAUUGUUCAGAAGGCUAUCGAUGCUGGCAUGAUGAGCCUUGUAUUCACCAACAGCUCACCAGCACUGCCAGCGUGGGGAGGAAAGAGCAAAUUAAUGGGUGUCAGCCCAAUUGCAUGUGGAGCACCUGGAGGCAAGGAAAAACCAUUCAUCUUAGAUAUGGCACCAUCUGUUGCUGCUAGAGGCAAAAUCUACAAAGCCAAACGACGAGGAGAAAAGAUCCCCACAGACUGGGCUCUUGAUGGCGAAGGCCGACAAACAGAUGACCCAGCCAAGGCCUUGGAAGGCGUGAUGUUGCCAAUGGGUGGACCCAAAGGCUCAGGUCUAUCAAUCAUGAUGGACGUGUUCUCUGGCGUUCUUUCAGGCAGCGCAUUUGCUGGACACGUCACUGGGCCCUACGAUCCAAGUAACAAACCAGCAGAUGUUGGCCAUUUCUUCGUUGCCAUCAAGCCAGACCUUUUCGUAUCUCUAGACGACUUCAGAGAACGAAUGGACUAUCUCUACAAGAGAGUCGUCGACUCAGACAAAGCAGCUGGCGUUGAUAGGGUAUUCUUUCCUGGAGAGAUUGAACAGAUCACCGAGGAGACCCGACGAAAGACUGGCAUCCCGUAUGUUGAGGCCGAAGUCAAUGCGCUUGAUGAGGAAGCGGAUAAAGUGGGUAAACCACGCCUGAAGGUCGACGCGUGA
This is a messenger RNA of Zasmidium cellare ATCC 36951, 1080 nucleotides long. RefSeq lists its product as uncharacterized. The transcript is spliced from 3 exons. The record is from RefSeq and is a predicted model, not a curated record. NCBI's taxonomy places the organism in Eukaryota, Fungi, Ascomycota, Dothideomycetes, Mycosphaerellales, Mycosphaerellaceae. The coding region runs from base 1 to 1080 and encodes 359 amino acids. Gene Ontology annotation, molecular function: oxidoreductase activity.